Molecule: messenger RNA, 1355 nt
Organism: Sesamum indicum (sesame)
Lineage: Eukaryota; Viridiplantae; Streptophyta; Magnoliopsida; Lamiales; Pedaliaceae
Product: inositol diphosphatase DSP4
Biological process (GO): protein dephosphorylation
Cellular component (GO): cytoplasm
Molecular function (GO): phosphatase activity
Source: RefSeq, a predicted model, not a curated record
UAUACCUUUUCUCACUUUUCCGGAUUCUCUCUCAUUAGCUAUAAAUAACCACCCAAACCAUUCAAACUGUUCCUUCCCAACUCCAAAUUCAUUCAAAUCAUCUUUAUCUCUGAAUCCCAAAAGUGAAAAGGGAUAAUAGCAUCAAACCAACCCCACCCAGCUUGGGAUUUUAAUUAAUUUCAAGAAAAACAGAAAAUGAUGAUGAAGUUCGAUCAGCAAGAAGAAGAAAACGGUAGCGGAAAUGGUGGGCUGUGCAGGAUUAUAGAGGAGGUGCCGCCGCCGCCGCAGCUGAAGCUGUCGUUUCUUUGCCAGAGGUAUGAGGAGGGUGGCGGUGAGCUCUUCACUCCGCCGUUGAACUUUGCUAUGGUGGACAAUGGUAUUUUCAGGUCGGGGUUUCCGGACUCUGCCAACUUCUCCUUUCUUAAAACCCUCAAUCUCCGCUCCAUCAUAUAUUUGUGUCCAGAGCCGUACCCGGAUGCUAAUGUUGAGUUUCUCAGAUUAAAUGGGAUUCAGUUGUUUCAAUUCGGGAUUGAGGGAUAUAAAGAACCCUUUGUGAAUAUCCCAGAGGAUAAAAUCAGCGAAGCGUUGAAAGUCACCAUAGAUGUGAAGAAUCAUCCUUUACUGAUUCACUGCAAACGAGGAAAGCACCGAACAGGUUGCCUUGUGGGCUGCUUGAGGAAACUGCAGAGAUGGUGCCUGACGUCCGUUUUUGACGAGUACCAGCGCUUUGCUACGGUCAAAGCUAGAGUUUCGGAUCAGAGGUUUAUGGAGCUGUUCGAUGUCUCCUCCUUCAAGAACUUGCCCCACUCGUUCUCAAUCUCAAAGAGAAAUGGAAAGGAGCAACGAGAGUGUAGCGCCGUUUCUUGCUAAGGCAGUCCCUGACCUUGCUCGGCCAGUCGCUAAGAAGAUCUCCAUCUUAAUUUGCCACGUCGAUAGAUGUUUAGGAUUCCUCAACUUCUGGAAUCCAGUCGGAGGCGGUUUUUCAAGUGCAGAAAGGUUGUUUUUGAUUGGUAGGGAGGUUGUAGCUCUUUCUCUAAGGGGUCGAUUGUCAGAAAAAGUUAUUUGUUCAUGCUCGAGGGAAAAUAAAAAUUUAUAUAGAAACAGUAUAUAUCAAUCGCUCGUAAAAUCAUUCGAUUUUUGGUUUUGCCAUUGCUUGUCUGGUCUUGUCCUAGUUUUUGCAGCUAACAUUGUCGAAAAGCAAGCAUGAUUUUACGGAUUUAUGUUGUAGUUUUGCGCAACGUUGGGUAGUUGAAUUAGUUGUGUAGGAUGUUUUGUAGAAUUUGGAAUUUGGACAGCCGAAUACAUUUUCUUGAAGAAGUAAAGUGAAGGGGCAAAUGUGCUCGCGUUCUUGAUUA